Molecule: messenger RNA, 2706 nt
Organism: Eucalyptus grandis
Lineage: Eukaryota; Viridiplantae; Streptophyta; Magnoliopsida; Myrtales; Myrtaceae
Product: receptor-like protein 15
Exons: 11
Coding region: 1-2706 (901 amino acids)
Molecular function (GO): protein binding
Source: RefSeq, a predicted model, not a curated record
AUGAAGCGUCUUAUAUGGUGUAUGUGGUGGACAUGGGCGUUGCUGGUGGUGAUGGGGAGUGGAGGCAUGGGGUGCCUGGAAGAAGAGAGGAAUGCGCUGCUCGGCAUCAAGGCCGCCUUCAACAGCCCGAACGGGUCUUCUCUUUCAUCAUGGAGUGACGACUACGGCAGCAACUGUUGUGGCUGGAAACGCGUGGUGUGCGACAACGCCACUUCGCGAGUGGCUCGCCUAUAUCUGAAUAAUACACGGCAUCCAAACCUGGGAGCUUGGGUUAUUAACGCCUCUUUAUUCCUCCCUCUGGAGGAACUUCAAGUGUUGGAUUUAAGUAAAAAUCAUCUCUCAGGUCCAAAUCUAGAGGUGCUGGAUAUUUUGGGUAACACUUUGGCUAAUGAUGCUCUCCUGGACAUUGCGAGGAUAACAUCUCUUAAGGCCUUAGAUAUCAAAUUUGGUGGAUUGAGUGCUUCGACAUUAAUGGAAGGCUCACUUUCGCUUGCUUCCCUAGCUGAUAAUUCUAACCUUGAGGUAUUCCACCUCGUCGACAACCAUUAUCGUCUGGAACUUUUGAAGGGACAACAUGACUUGAGAGGUGUUCAGCUCAACCACAAUGGAAUGAGAGGAAAUUUCCCGAAUUGGCUACUAGACAACAAUGUAAAUCUGGAUCGGUUGGAACUCAUAGGCAAUGAAUUGUCGGGUACUUUUCAUUUGCCUUCUAAUUUGAGUCUUGCCAACAUGGGGUUGUUUGAUGUGUCUGCUAAUACUUUUGAAGGAGAGCUUCCAACUUCGAUUGGUUUUAACCUCCCGAAUUUGGAUUUUUUGAAUUUUUCAAACAACUUACUAAGUGGUGGAAUCCCUCCCUCAAUGGGCAAUAUGCAACCUCUAGAAUCAUUGGACUUGUCGAAUAACAGCUUCACUGGAGAGAUACCGGAGACAUUGACUAAAGAUUGUCCAAAUCUAGAGGUUUUGGAUCUUUUGGAUAACAAUUUGGCCAAUGAUGCCCUCUCAGACAUUGCAAGGAUGACAUCUGUUAUGGCCUUAGACAUUGGAUUUGGUGGAUUGAGUGCUUCAAAGUUAUUGGAAGGCUCACAUUCGCUUGCUUCCCUGGCUAAUAAUUCUAACCUUGAGGUAUUCCACCUCUUCGAUAACUGUUAUCCUCUGGAAGUAAAUACAGAAGACCACACUUGGUUUCCUUCAUUCCAACUGAAGGUAUUUAGUUUAUCGAACUGUGUGCUCAAUAAAGACGCAAAUGGCGUAAUUCCUAGCUUUCUGAAGGGACAAUAUGACUUGAGAGGUGUUCAACUCAACCACAAUGGAAUGAAAGGAAAUUUCCCGAACUGGCUACUAAACAACAAUGUAAAUUUGGAACGGUUGGAACUCACAGGCAAUGAAUUGUCGGGUGCUUUUCAUUUGCCUUCUAAUUUGAGUCUUGCCAACAUGUGGUUGUUUGAUGUGUCUGCUAAUAUUAUUAAAGGAGAGCUUCCAUCUUCGAUUAGUUCUAUCCUCCCGAAUUUGCAAUUUUUGAACUUUUCAAACAACUUACUAAGAGGUGGAAUCCCUCCCUCGAUGGGCAAUAUGCAACUUCUACUAUCAUUGGACUUGUCGAAUAAUGGCUUCACAGGAGAGAUACCAGAGACACUAGCUAAAGAUUCUUCAUCAAUUGUCACAUUGGAUCUUCGACAAAAUGCAUUGUCAGGUGAGAUCCCCAAGUGGAUUGGUUCACUUCGGAACUUGAGGGUUCUUCUCUUGCAAGGAGAUAAUUUUGAAGGUUCAAUUCCUCCAAAUCUAUGCUUGUUGAAAAAGAUAAGCAUACCGGAUCUCUCCAAUAAUAAUCUUUAUGGGAAAAUUCCUUCUUGUUUGAACAGUUUGCCAUUUGGAUAUUUUAAGUUACCUCCAUUCUUAGGUGAUAUGGUUUGGAUAGAGUAUUGGGAACCACGCGACAAUAGGGCCGGAUUCCAAUUGAUGUAUCGGUAUCAGUAUAGAGAAAUGGUACUGAGUACUAAUAUACAUAGAUUAGAAGAAGUAAACUUCAUCACAAAGAGUAGGUUGGAAUCUUCUAAGGGCAACAUCCUAAACCUCAUGUCAGGAAUGGAUCUCUCGCAGAACAAUUUGAUAGGCUUUACUCCUCUAGAGUUGGGCUACUUGAGGGAACUUCGAGCAUUGAACCUAUCACACAACCAUUUGAUAGGAUCGAUCCCAGGAACGUUUUCCAAUUUACAGAAUGUAGAGAGUUUGGAUCUAUCUUAUAACAGCUUAACUGGUCCCAUCCCUCCACAACUAACAAAUCUCUAUGCCUUGUCGAUUUUUAGUGUGGCUCACAACAACUUGUCAGGAUCAUACGUGGUGGCAUUCCUUGGUGUGAAUUUGUUUCUCUACCUAAACUUGUACUAUCGUGUUGUGCAUGUGGAGUUCAGCGGUGCUGAUAUUGGUGAUUGCAGAAUGAUACAUGAUCCAAGGACCAUCUCCAUCUCAUAUCGGUUCCAUACUUCCAAAUGUGCAAUACUUGAACCUGUCAAAGAACUAGAUAGGAGGGUUCAUGUAGAGUUUGAGCUAGUCGUUUCAGUCACUCACGAUAAAAACCAGGAAAAACUUGUUUUUACUCAGUGUGAUGCUGCUGAGAUCGAGCCCUUGUUCAAUCCUGUAACCUGUGUGGAUGCUUUGCUGCUCUUUGGAUCCCUAACGACCAUUAACGGAGUGCUGGCAUCCGGCUAG